AUGUCCUAUUCAAACUCAAACUCAGACGUCUUCGAUGUCGUGGUUAUCGGCGGAGGACCUGUUGGUCUAGCCGCAGGAUACGAAGUCGCCAAAGCUGGAAGCAAGGUAAUGAUUCUUGAACAGAAUAAUUUCUUCAACCAAGCCGGUAGUUCUGGUGAUCUGGCCCGCAUGUUUCGCACUAUGUACACUGAGGAGUUCAUGGCCAAGCUCGCGAUUGAGGCCAUGAAGCAUUGGGAUGCUCUUGAGAAAGACGCUGGAGUGUCGCUUCGUUGGAUGGGAGGCCUUUUAAACUUUGGUGAUAAGGACAUGGGCGGUGAUACUCCAGAAGGAUCACUUCUGGGACCCAAGGCGAACUUGGACAAGUUUGGAAUGAUCUACAAGGAGCUCACUGCCGCGCAAAUCGAGGAGCAGUAUCCCUUUAAGAACCUCGAUCCCAAGUGGAUCGGACUGUUCGCUCCUGACAACGGUGUCAUCAACGUCCAACUCCUCCUCCGCACCUUAUACGGUCUCGCCAAGGACUACGGUGCCCAGGCAAAGCAGCAUACUCAAGUCAAGCAGCUUCGUCCUCUGGACAGUGAUAAGUCCAUCUGGGAAGUCCACGCGAUGGUCCAUGACAAGGAGGUCAAGUACUUGACAAAGAAGAUCAUUAUUACCAGUGGAGCUUACGUCAAUCAUGUCCUGAAGCCCAGCUUCAGCAUUGGUCUGAGACUGGAAAUUUGGGAAAUGGUUGCUACCUACUUCAACACCAAUCCCGGACCAAAUGGCACUAUCUUCCCUAGCAUGUGGUUCCAGUUCGGUCCAUCGGUGAACGGCAGGUCCCAGCUCUUCUACGGCUUCCCAGCCCUGCCAUGGGGCCCACCGAACGUUGUGAGAAUUGCAGUGGAUGCUGCUACUCGAACGAUUGACGACCCAAGUCAACGACAGGCCAAUGUUCUUGAUCCAAGAGAUAUUCAAGACACUCAAGAUUUCGUCAGAGACCAUGUCGUCGGCGUUGACGCUACCGUUCCGGCCUCGACUGUUAGCUGCCUCCAGACCAAUGUUUUCGAUAAUAUGUUUGUGCUGGACUUCUUGCCAGAGAAGUACCUCCAAGGUGGUGCGGAGAAGAGUAUUGCUAUCUUCACCGCUGGCUGGGCUAUGAAGUUUGUGCCAACCCUGGGCAAAGCACUUGCUGAGAUGGCAUUGACUGGGAAGUCUAACUAUAAGCUGGAUGAGUUCUCCAUCACUCGUCCUGCUCCGAAAGGAAAGGAGAUUAUCGUCGAGGAUCCUGUGUCCAUCAAUGCGUCUGCAAAGAAAGAGGCAACUCUGUCUCUGUCUCGUAGCGAUUGCACACAGUCUCAGGGAUCUUCAUGCCGCUCUAGCUGA
Messenger RNA from Fusarium tjaetaba, 1362 nucleotides. RefSeq names its product sarcosine oxidase. The coding region runs from base 1 to 1362 and encodes 453 amino acids. Lineage: Eukaryota; Fungi; Ascomycota; Sordariomycetes; Hypocreales; Nectriaceae. The record is from RefSeq and is a predicted model, not a curated record. The transcript is spliced from 6 exons. Gene Ontology annotation, molecular function: sarcosine oxidase activity; flavin adenine dinucleotide binding.